AUGUCAUUCCGAUACAAGAGAUUCGUGAUGAGGAAUAAGAUUAGAGAUAUGAAUCAAACUAAUCAAAUUCCAACAGCUUCCUCUUGUCAAGUUCUUCCAUCUUCUACUCAGCCUCCUCUUCAAUUUCCCAUUCCCCACGUGUUGCCAACCCAGAUGGUCAAUCAGACCGUCUCCCAUCCACUUUCUUCUCUUCAACAGUCCCUUCCAAUCUGCCACAGUGGUCUGGCCAAUCAGAUCCCAGUGACCGGUAUGUUCCCGAAGUACCCAAUGGUCCAUGGAAACACUAUGCCUCUGUUUCCCCUCCUCCAAUUUGUCCAAAUCCAGCAGCUGCAACAGGUACUGGCUUCUCAUAUUCCGGGACUUCCUCCGGUGGCCAACCAACUUCCAGAAGGGCUCAAUGGGCAAAACCAGCAGUUGCAGUAA
Messenger RNA from Caenorhabditis remanei, 423 nucleotides. RefSeq lists its product as uncharacterized. The transcript is spliced from 4 exons. The record is from RefSeq and is a predicted model, not a curated record. NCBI's taxonomy places the organism in Eukaryota, Metazoa, Nematoda, Chromadorea, Rhabditida, Rhabditidae. Bases 1 to 423 code for a protein of 140 amino acids.